AAGUGCACAUUAAAAGUCACCAUGGCAUGGAAUAUGUACCAGAUCACCCUACUUUUAUUGUCACUGUCCUUAAUGCAGCAAGUUUCUUCACAAGGUGUAUCAAGCUGUGUAGGGAGAUGUACGGAAGGAUAUUCUAGGACUCCUGGCUGCCAAUGUGACAGUAAUUGCCAACUCUAUGAGGAAUGCUGUCCUGAUUACGAACAGGUUUGCCUGGCAGAACUCUCCUGUAAAGGACACUGUACUGACCGAUAUGUCCGGGGCAGACUCUGUGACUGCGAUCCAGAUUGUCACAAAUAUGGCAAGUGCUGUCCAGACUUUAAAGAGGCUUGUCCAGCAACGACCACCACAACCAAGCCACCAGCCACAACCUCCAAACCAAAAUCAACAACCAAACGUUCACCUAAAUUUAACCCAAUACCAGUGUCUUUAAAGAAGAAGAAGCACAAGAGGAUUUCUCAUGAAAGUAUGGAAGAGCAUGCUGAACACCAUUCUACUUCUUCAAAAUCCUCAUCGAUUCGGAGAGCAACAGCUUUAUUAGGAGAAACUGUGGAUGCAAAAAAGAAGAAAGCUAAGGCAUUAGAAGAAGAAAAAAAAAAAGCUCGUGAAGCAGCAAAAUCAAGAAGAAAAUCAUCUAAAGCAGUGAAAGUGAUUUCAGAGGAUGAUGCUAGUGGGGAAGGCAAUGCAGUAACAACAAAGGCUACCACAACUACUAUCAGUACAACAAAGAUGCCAUCCACCACAGGCACAACCACAACACAGCUCACAACCACCACCACAAGGCAGCCAUCUACUACAAUGGAAAAAAUGACUUCCACAGCAACCACAACCACAACAAAGCUGACAUCCACUACUGCUACUAUAAAGACAUUACCCACCACAAUAACGACGACAAAGUUGCCAUCCACCAGCACCAGCACCACACUUCCAUCUACUACCACCCCCACACAGCUGCCAUCCACCACAAGUACCACCACAAAGCUGCCACCAACCACGGCAACAACACAACUGACACCCACAACUACCACCAUCACCACCACAAAUAAGCCAUCCACCACAAGUAGCACAAAACCAUCCUCUACCACAACUACUGUGAAGCUGCCAUCUACUUCUACAAAGCAGACUACUACAGAGCUUACAACUCAAGGAAAUAAAGAUAAAGGAACCACAAAGGAAAACCCAACUAAAAAGAAUACAGUAACACAAGUGAGUACAACUUCCAGCACCCUAUCUUCUACAACAAACAAAAUCACAUCAUAUUCCUCUACUUGGUCCACUAUUGUUCCUACAACAGAAAGGCAAGUCACCUCUUACUCCAGUCCAAGAGAUGCUACCAUUUCCACAACUAAAUCUCCAGAGAGAGAGGCUACAGCAUAUGUUCGACCAGAAAACAUUGCCACAUCUCUAUUGUACAAAGAUGUACCAGACGAGAUGAACUUGUGUAAUAAGAAGCCUAUAGACGGGAUCGUCCCUCUACAAAAUGGGUCACUUGCAGUGUUCAAAGGUCAUUACUACUGGCUGCUAAAUGGAACAAGCUCACCCUCCCCUCAACCUCGUAAAAUCUCAGAAGGAUGGCAUAUCCCUUCCCCCAUUGACACAGUGUUCUCCAGAUGUAACUGUGAUGGCAAAACCUUCUUUUUCAAGGGGUCCCAAUACUGGCGCUUCACCAAUGAUGUAAUGGACCCUGGCUAUCCUAAGCUGAUUGUAAAAGGAUUUGGAGGACUGAAUGGGAAAAUUAUGGGAGCUCUUUCGGUGGCUCGGUACAGAAGCAGGCCAGAAUCUGUACAUUUUUUUAAAGAAGGUGGCAAUGUUCAACAAUAUAUCUACAAACAAAAACCAAAGAAGUGUAAGAAGAAAGUUGUAACUGUGAAUUAUCCAGUUUAUAAACCGAAGACUUUGGUUCUAAGGCAGAGGCGCUUUCGACGUGCAGUACAAUCUCGUCAGAUCUUCCGAACCAUCCGGAUAAGGCAGUACCCAGUCAUUCGGAUCACCCAUCGUUCGACAGGAGUACUGCAGCCAGAGGUUAAAAUCACCUCAUAUUGGAGAGGAUUUCCAAAAGACUUUAAUUCUGCUAUUUCUGUUCCUAAUGUGGAGAAUGGGGAUGGAUACGAUUACUAUGCAUUUGCUAAAGAUAACUACUACAGCUUGGAUGUGGGCAGCAGAAUAGCAAGACCAGUUACAAGGCAAACUGGGCAGACUGUGUCCAAUGCUUGGUACAAGUGUCCUGCAGAAUAACUUGGAAACUCAAGACAACCUGAAAGAAUUGCUUUUGUGUGACAGUUUCUCUAGUUUUUAUUAAUAAAAGAUGAUCAAAUGUUCAUACAACAAUCCUUUUUUAACAUUUAAAAAAGACUGCUUUAAGCUUGGCAGCUAUUAUACUAAUGCAGAAUAAAGGCAGACUAA
Molecule: messenger RNA, 2400 nt
Organism: Ahaetulla prasina
Lineage: Eukaryota; Metazoa; Chordata; Lepidosauria; Squamata; Colubridae
Gene: PRG4
Product: proteoglycan 4
Exons: 13
Coding region: 22-2232 (736 amino acids)
Biological process (GO): immune response
Molecular function (GO): polysaccharide binding; scavenger receptor activity
Source: RefSeq, a predicted model, not a curated record